Molecule: messenger RNA, 6957 nt
Organism: Amoebophrya sp. A120
Lineage: Eukaryota; Dinophyceae; Syndiniales; Amoebophryaceae
Source: the annotation of a GenBank genome assembly
GUUUUUCUGUUUGCUCUUUAAGCGAGAUACAGUGGGAAUACUAAAAGUUGCUACGAUAAAUUCACUUUUUCAUUUCUAAUCGGAAAUUUGAAUUUAGUUGUUGCGGCCCCGUCGCGAGCCGUAGGAGAACGUUUAUUUCACGUUGAAAGUAGUACAGAGGAAGAUUCGCAAGGAAAGACAUCAGUAGCAAAAUGAUGUCUGGCGAAAUUGCAGCCAGCGUAGCUGCCGGAGCUGCGUUUUUAUCGAAGGAGCAGGAGAAUAAAGCCACCGGUGUGAUGACCGGCGAAGAUCAGGGGACGAGUGCAGCUAACACAUCGAGUUUGGCCGCCGAGAACCUGCUGUUCCCAGUAGAAAAUGAAAAUGAUACUACAGCCACAGCUGGUACCAGCACCACAGCAAAGAAGACGUACGAGUUUUUCGAGCCAACGACCCACGAGCACCAAGAAAAAGCCACGACCCAUGCGUUUUUCUUGUCCAAAAAAUCUCCCUCUUCUUCCCCGAACGCAGGCAGCCGCGGCACAAGCAGCUUUGCGCUGCAACCACAGCCAAGGGCAACAGGAGGAGGGCCUCCUCCAGGGGCGAACAAUGCUGCUGUGGGGAACAAGAACAUAGCAGGAGCAGCUGGUGUUGAGGGUAGUACGAAUCAACAGCACACCGCUAAUUAUACCCAAGAACUACAUCAGCAACACUUCCUGAAGAAGCCGCUCCCACCGCUGAUCGCCCAGGGCAGUGUGUUGGGCGCCCGUAGUUCGCGGUACUCCACGCGCGCGGGAGCUGCCUCGUCAAGCGUCGCCGGUGGACAACUUUCAGCGGGAGCAGGUGCAGCAGCUGCCAGUACUAUCCCUUUGGGAGCACCAGCCAUUUCAAGCGCUGCGUCUAGCACAGCAGCAUCUGCAACAUCAAGUAGUGGCUCUGUAGUUGUACUACCAGCGGCUUCCAACAACCUACAACCUUCGAACUUUUUCAACAAUGCAGCCAAGAGCGCGGGGGCACCAUUUCAAAAUGCGCCCCAGAACAGUCCUCCAUUGCCGCCGUUUGUGAUGCCUGCUUCAGGUGUUGACCAGCUGACGGUCAAAAAAAAGGUCAGUCCGACGACAGCGACCGCUGGUGGUUCCUCCUCUUCAACUUCAUCUUUACUCGCCGCGGGCAAUAACACUGUGUUAAACAAUAAGCCGAUAAUUGGAGCAGGUACAACGAUGCUGACGUCCUCUGGUGUGCCGCUGCUCUCGAUGAGCACUUCUAGAGCGAAGUCCUCCUCGCCACCAGGUUCAACAACUAUUGAAAAUCAACAUGUACCGGAGCUACUCCCAGGUAACGCACUGCCGAACAAUAGUACAAAUACAAACAAAACCUUCUGCAAUUUCGACCCGCUGCACAACGCCGGAACCACCAUUGGACAGCACCUGCUGGCCGCACCAGUUGUGGAUGAGCUCGAGAACCAGGCGCUCGAAUCGUCUACGCGCGCGGCGGUGCUGCGACAGGCCCAAUUGCGGCAUUUGCGCGGAACAGCGGAGGUUGGUAGUUCAUCAUCUUCAUCACCCGGAGCCGCGGGUUCCCCAGGAACUGCAGUGAUUAUCCCAGGAGGCGGUGGCCUCAUCGGAACUGGCGCUCCUACCUCCCUGAACUCCCCCGGGGGAGGACCAGGAACGGGCAACUCCACGCCACCGCGACAACUGUCCCCGAAGAUUCAGCUGCAAUUGCCCGAAAUUUACGACGCGGACACCGAUCCAUUGGCGCAGCAACUGGACAUGGAGGAGCACAUGCGGGAGCUUGCGCAGCAGUUCGGAGGUGGACCGCAGCAUUUGGAUGUGGUGAAUCAAUUGCGGAAUCUGGACGAAGACAAGGGGUGGUGGGGCGGAGGUAAUGGCGGUUCAUCUGGGUUCGACUCCUCGGACAGCGAUGACGAUCGGUGGGAUGAAGAAAAGUGGAACGAUAUCCUAAGAAAAAAUGUCCCCACCCCAGAGUUGUCAUGCAAAUGCGCAAUGAGAGCAACAUUUGUAAUGCGGAUCUGCAUGAGAGGCAUUUGCAUUUCGAAUCGUGUUUCGGACUUUGUAAUGCUGUAAAACGAGAUGAGAAGCUGGCUUUCUCAUGCGGCUGCCCUUGCUAAUAAACAGCACGACAAUACAGAUGGGAACUUGUCAUGCAAAACUCCCAUAAGGUGGAGAUUUGUGUUGCAGAUUGAUCAACUUGACUACGGGGUGGGGACGUUUUUCCUCAGGAUAAACGACCAGGCAGCGUUGAUGAUGGCCGCCGCAGGUGCGCAGAACAAUAACAAACCAGCAAACGCCGUUGAGUUCAACGCAGCGCAACACUUAUUUACCGAGGAGCCGAAUGAGGAAGAAAUUGGCGAAUCCUCCAGUUCCUCCUAUAGCUCCCCGACUGGCGAUACAUUAGCAGCCGAAAAACCGAUUUUUGCCGCGAAUGACAUGGACGAGCAGGAUGUUGAUGUUGAAGUAGUCGCCGGCCAAGAAGGGCAGAAUUCGAUAAACGCGGAGCUGGAGCAUUUUCUGGCCAGUACGACGCAACAAGACUUCAGCAUGUUGUACCACCAGCAACAAGGGAACAACAUGAAGCGAACAAAUACGGACUUUGAUGAUCAUCUUCAUAUCGGAAACAAAAAUAACAAGCCGCCCCCGGGACUGGGAAAUAGUGAUGAUGAUAGCGAAGACAGUGAUGACAGCAACGGCAGCAACGAGGAGAUACUAAACCAAGAAGGGCAACAAAAUUACAGUCCACCGGGGCUUGGAUCUACUUCGGGAGCAGCAUCUUCAUCCUUAAUAGUGGAACAGGGAGAGCAGGGACACGAACAGACCUCCACCGCGUCGACACAUCAACGGUCCCGACUUUUGAACAACAGUCGCAAUUUGAUCAAAAUUCGAGGUACAUCUUCCCCGUCGUCGUUAGAGCAGAGCAGCAGUGGCAAAAUUACCAGCGAACAAAGCCAUGGCGAGGCUGACGAAAAGCUCCAGUUUACCUUCACUGCCGCGAUGGGGGCCAGCAAUAGCGACUUGAGGGCAGUACCUGGUAAUGCAGAGGAACUUCUGCCACAGCGGCUCCGUCUGUUUGCCGCUGGUGCGCCUAGUACCUCUUCUAGUUCAUCAUCUACAGCGAGAAAAAAAUCCUCGUCCCCGACGGGGCAAAUAGAAGAUGCCGAAAACAACAACAACAGCGACGAGGAAGAUUUUGAUGCGGAUGGUUCGCUCAGCCUGAAGCACAGUCAGAAAGUGGUGCAUAUGGCGUUCUCAAAUGUUACAUUUUCAACUGUUGCAUGAAUUUCUAAUGCAAAGACGGCAAAUCUGAAAGGGGGAAGAUUGCGCCUUUUGCAUUACAGAUUUGGCACGCCGUUAGAUGCUGCUUAGCCCUUCGGAGAUUUGCCAUGCGAAGCACCUUAAUCGCGGCGAUCUUCGUGGUAAAUUUUCAUGACAAAUCGUGUAACGGUUGAGAGUGUAACGUUGGAGAGUCCCAUAGGGCAAACUCUGAAGCGGCGCCGCAUUCCAGACCACAUCGACACCGAUGACGCCGGGGCAGGAGCGGUAGAAGAUGCUCCUGCGGGAAAUAACCAUCGAAGCGUGUUUCAUUUUCGGGACCGGGGUAUCCGAGGGAAGUGUUAUGGUUUCUUCUUCACGAUCACGAUUCAACAUCUUCGUUUUUAUUGAAACAACAACAUCGUGAAUUUUGCAUCGAUUCUGGCACUGGUUAUAGUCCACAUGCCCGCAUGCGCAUGGAGAAAGGCAAAGCAACAAGGUACGUUGCGCUUUCUAGAGUUGUAGCAAAAGGUAGGAACAACUCUAUGGUGUUAUUCGUGAUCGUCGUGGCGAAGAUUUUUCCGCACGAUACAAAAGAGUAGUGAAAAGCAGGCGGCUUUACUCGCUGGCAGUAUCACGUCCUCCCCAAGUGGCGCAGGAGGAGCAGGCGCUUUUGGCAGCCGCUUAAAGCUGGUAUUGAACACAAAAACUACGAGUAGAAUAGACACACACUGAAGAGAAAUGUAGUAAAAGCUCGUUCCAUGUCAAAGUGGGGGACAAAAAUUUGUCAUGCGUUUUGACUACGCCAAACCCAAACCUAAACGAAAUCCACAGGGCCACCACGUCCGCAACCCGAUCUCUGGAGGGAUGAUGGACGGGAAUACGCUAUCUUUUUGGCGAAACCCGGAGAACGCGUUCCGGGGGCCCAUGCUCGCCUCGUCCUCUCCUACGGGCGCCGCACAGAAUGGAGGCGGCGGCGGAAGUCCGACCUCCUUUUACGAUCAUCCCGCUGCGUUUGACUCACCGAUGUCUUGCAGAACAACCUGUAUCAAAGAAACUUUUGCUACUUCAAUAGGAAUUCGGGCUCUUUGUCUCUCUUCUUCAGCCUACAUUUUUAAGUUUUGGCUUUUUGGUGACACUUUUGUUGUAUCCUGAAAUAUCCAACAACUUCUAACAGCGGAACAGGAAGUUUCCGUCCGGGAGGCUACGUCGGCGGGCAAACCUGGGAGCAGGGACCUUAUGAUCUAGAACUAGUGUUUAACGCAGCUUAGCAGAUCGAUGUGGCCGCGACAAGAGACUUAAGCUUAAUAGUACCUUUGGACGCAGCAUGCGACAAGAGGACUACUUUCCUACUGGAACUGGUUGAGUUCUUGUUGACUAGCCAGGAUCACCACGAGCAUAUGCAAAUGCAUAUGCAUUUUUCAUUCUUUUGUCGCGGUAACUACACCAGAAGAAGGAAUCUGUCGUGCACACGACCUAACCCUAAGCUGCCUCUUCUUCCCUGCCAUACUUCCUCUGCGCCGAAUCCGGAAUAACGAUGUGCUGGACUACAUAUCAAAUGCAAAUAUGUCUGGGUCUGAAAAGGUUCGAAUUUGUGAUGCUACCUCCUUCCUUCGGAUGCUAACAAAAUCUGUAUUGGAUGAAUAGCAAAACCAGUCCACUUUUGGCUGCACGGCGAGGGCAUUUCUCAUGCAGGACAGGCAUGAAGAAGGCCACGCAAGUCCUGUGAAGAUGCUAGGGCAUACAUCACAAGCGUCGCGGGCUAUUCAGAAUGUGCAUGACAAACCUUGCAUGUUUCCAGACCCAGACACUUUUGCAAUCCAUACAACAUGAGCGGUGUCAAGUUUGACGAGCUACCGGACAUCCACUCCUACCGGGCAUGGGCGCGCAUGCAAGAAGAAAAAGGAAAGAGGUACAACUAGUAGAACUGUGGAUCUUCAUGAGUGACAGAUGAAUAGCGCAAGUGGAUGAGCUACUAGUUGUGCCUAGAAGUAGCAUAACCAUUAGCUGUGGAUUCUACGAAAGAAAGUAGAAGUCCAUGAGAUGAAUAUCAUGGGAAAUUAUAAACAAGUAAAGCAUGACCAUGUGUUGGUAUAACAUGAUCAAAACCUCCAGGGGCGCGAGCAACUACGCUGACGGAAGCUUUUCGCGAGGCCUGGAGGAUUUUUUUGCGAAUGGUCCGGGAAAGGAGCUUAUGAAUUGCAAAAGUAUCGUACUCGUAUGAAUGCAUUACAGUUCCCUCAGCAUGAAAAAUGAAAUUUGUACUGCGGGUUUACCUGAAGAAAAAAAUUUGUAAUGCAUGACUGCAAUUAGUACGAGGCGAGCGCGAUACUUUUGCACAGAAUAGAGCUGCUGGCACGAGAUCUCGUGGAGACCGGACUGUCCCCAGACAUCACAAACGAGCUGCUGCGCCUCCUGCCAAACUAAUUCGUGGUGUUGGAAAAGGUUUAAAUAUAAAUCAAAUAAUGAAUACUCAAAAAUAUUAGCGAACGGAGCUCUAUAUUUAACUAAGGCGUCGUCUCCACGGCUUCGUUCGGUGCGUCAUCGCGGUUCCGUACGUUCUCCUACUUCUUCGUGGGGAAAAAAAGGUGCGGUUGACGCUGCAUAAAUCGCUGUUGUAAGACCACCUACCUGCUUCCCUUUGAUGUACUUUGACUUUUUUGUAGAUUUUUAUGCAGCUCCAUCUACGUCAGCGAUGAAAUAGCGAAACUUUCAUCGAUCAAUGACAAUGUGCAUUCCUCGUGGUGCAUAUCAAUCAACUGGUGCGGUGUAAGUUGAUUUUCCCACGGAAAAAAGUAUCUAAAUCCACCGAUUGUUGAUAAACGAAAUUUAUAGAAAUUGAUGGCACAACCGCGAAACACGAACGGCUUGACGACGUUCAAGUAGUCUUCUUUUGAAAAUCCUCAACAAAUGAGCCACCUUUUUUCUCUUUCAUUGUGACAGACGACAUUGCCGUUUUUGACUUUUUCUCCAUUUUACUUUUUUCGUUUUUCAACACUUUUCAACAGAAGUCUAUCUAGAAGAAGUCGAGACAAUGUUUAAUUCAUUUUUUCUCUUUCUGCUUCUGCACCUGCAGGAGCUGGCAACGUGCAUAUAGACGUCAAAAGGCAUGAGAGGACGCGGCGGUUGUAUAAUAGCCGCCGCGUUCUUUCAGGAGUGAUGUCACACACGUUGUCGUGUGUGUGGCUCGCCACUAUUUAUUAUGCGAUGUUGGGACGAAACAUCAAGUUCAAGAUCAACUGCAGGUCGCUUUUUGCAUAGCAAUCGGGAAUCAAAAAUGCGGCAUUCCGUACGCACCAUGUAUCAACAGCAUGAUUUUUGUAUAGUUUUCUUUGAUACGCCAAUGUUUCGGAAUGCGGCGUAGCUGUGCAUAGCUGCGAUUAGCUGGUAAGGUCGUGUAUAAUUUUAGAAAUAAGAACAAUGGUUGCGCUUUGUUGGCUCGAUGGAAUCAUCAUGCGUGAUGCAUCUAGUUGUUUCCUUUUCUCACGAGGUGUACGAUUUUUUACGGACCAAACAAAUGUACCUAUUUUGUGAUUUUUUCGGAAAAUGAUCUGUCUUGUCUAUCGACCACUCGGACUAUUUGGUGGUCUUUUUAGUAGUAUUCUUUGUCUAUUUCCACACGUUAGUUCAUUUCAGUUCUAAACAACUAACUCUUGUUUCGCCACUCGCUUGUACUCAAAAUUUGUUGAAGAGGCACUUCUUCUUGAAAAUG